AUUCUGAAGCUAAGAAGUACCGAACUUCCGGCAUAAUAAUAAAAAAAAUAGAUCUAGAUUUCUAGAAGUCUAGAUCUAGGCCUAUAAUUUUUAAAUUACGAGGAAACCAACAUGUCUGAUAAAAAAGAUAAACCAGCAACUGAAAGUCAGCCAAUAAUGAUCAACAAGGUGAUACAAGAAGACAAGGAAAAACAGGACAGUGGACAAGAAAAAAAUGAGAAACAGCCUGAAAUAGAAUUAAAUGCUGAAUUUGGUUCAUUCCUGGAAUUGAGAAAUGCCAUUGAGCGAUAUCAGAAACAGAAAUCUGUUCAGCUGAUAGUUAGAGAUUCCAAACUGUUGAAAACAGAAUCUACACGCAAGAUAAUACCCAAAGUGUAUCACUUGGUGAACCAAAGUCUAAUGUACCACUCCAUCACCUACUGCUGUAAAUGUCAUGGCACACGGAAGGAAAAACUAAACACUAGGAUAAAAAACUUGAGCCAUAAACGUCUGAACUGUCAAAUGUAUAUAAGGUUCAAGUUGUCUGCAGACCUAAAGAAACUUGUCCUGUUUGACAUGGAUGAAACACACAACCACGGCACUGACCCUACAACCUUUCAGUUGACGCCACGACAACAGGUUUACAGGUUAUGCAGGAUGAAGAAACGUAAAAGAUUAGCAGAAGAUGAUGAUGAAGAAGAUGAAAACCUUUGGGAUGAAAGCACAACACCUAAAAAAAAUAAAAGUGAUGAAAUCCCUACUUAUGGGGCGACACCCAUCAAGAAGAGCAUCAGCAGUAAUGAAGAUGAGGAUAGUGAGGACUCAAAUGCUGCCAUAGAAACUCAACAUCAGAUAACUCCGUCAGAUUCCUCACUAGAUUCAGAGUCCUCUUGUUCAGACUCAGAUGAAGAAGAGUUCCGCAAGAAUCGUCAGCUCUUGCCAUUCCCUAUUCGACUUAUCGGCUCUGCAAUACAGAGCUCAUCUGAGCUGCUCUCUUGCACUAAAGAGUUGAUAGAAAUACAAAAAUCCAAACUGCUUUUGGAAAAACAAAAACUGCUUCUUGAGACAAAACAUUUGGAGCUCGCAAAUUCAAAGUUGGAAUUUGAGGUACAGAUGCUAGAGAAACUUGUGGCAUCAGAAACGUCAAAGUCAUCUCGUUUGCCUGAUACAACAAUAUAUCUGCAGACAACAUAGGGAAAUGUCAUCUCAUUUGCCUGAUACAACAAUAUAUCUGCAGACAACAUAGGGAAAUGUCAUCUCGUUUGCCUGAUACAACAAUAUAUCUGCAGACAACAGGGAUAUCUGCAGACAACAUAGGGAAAUGUCAUCUUGUUUGCCUGAUACAACAAUAUAUCUGCAGACAACAUAGGGAUAUCUGCAAACAGCAUAGGGAAUGGAUUUACUUUCAUAUCCAGUGUUUAUAAGUGUCUUGAACAUUUUCAGAUUAAGCAUAAAGCUGUGGAAAUUUUUCUUCUUGGUUCAAAUAAAUGUAAUUCAUAUCUUCUAACUUAGUUAAAGGCUAAUUCUUGAAUUUAAAAAAAGGGUUGUUCUAUUUAUUUUGAAAUGUUAAAUUCCUAGUUUUAAAGGGUUAAGAUAUGUAACUCAAAGUAUCAGUAUUGAACAAUAAAAAAUGUCAUGAAACAAGUUGAAUAAAUGUGAAGCUGCA
Physella acuta is the source of this 1645-nucleotide messenger RNA. RefSeq lists its product as uncharacterized. The record is from RefSeq and is a predicted model, not a curated record. NCBI's taxonomy places the organism in Eukaryota, Metazoa, Mollusca, Gastropoda, Physidae.